UGUUGGAAUGGAACACAACACACGGACGGCAAUACAGGCACAGUAUAUAUAGAGCUGAGGCAGCGCAGGGGAGACGUACUACAGCUUCAGCGGCUGAUCAGCUGCUUCCGUAUCAGUGUGUGGUGUGUUGGUUUUUGAGCAGAGCUUGCAGGCCAGGUGACGACCGAAAGCAGAAGAAGGCAUCGAGAUGAGCAGCGAGGAAGCGCCGCUGCUGGUGCCGGCGCCGGCGCCGGUGGCGGAGGGUUGCCCCGGGUGCGCGAUGGAGCGGCGGAAGGCGAGCAGCAACGGGAGGAUCCCCUACAAGGAGCUCUUCUUCGUCGGCGUCACCUCCCUCGCCUCAUCUUUACCAAUCACGUGCCUCUUCCCCUUCCUGUAUUUCAUGGUAAGGGACUUCCACAUUGCUAAAACAGAGGAAGAUAUUGGAUUUUAUGCUGGUUUUCUUGCUGCAUCAUACAUGGUGGGCAGAGGCUUUUCUUCAGUUUUCUGGGGCAUUCUCGCAGACCGAAUUGGACGGAAGCCUGUCAUCGCAUUUUCAAUCUUGUGUGUGGUCAUAUUUAACACACUAUUUGGUCUAAGUACAACGUAUUGGAUGGCAAUUGCUACAAGACUUGUGUUGGGUGCUCUAAAUGGCCUACUUGCCCCAAUAAAGGCAUAUUGCGUUGAAGUUUGUCAACCUGAACAUCAGGCACUUGGACUCUCAAUUGUGAACACGGCAUGGGCUUUGGGUCUUAUUGUUGGUCCAGCUCUUGGAGGUUACCUUUCACAGCCAGCUGAGAAAUAUCCUCGCAUAUUUUUCAAGGAUUCUGUCUUUGGCAGAUUUCCAUAUCUUUUACCCUGUCUAAGUGUAUCAGUGUUCGCUACAAUUGUCCUGAUAAUCUGUGAAUGGCUUCCGGAGACUAUACAUAAACAUAAAGUUCCCGAAAUGGACACCAGAAUAAUCAAAGCCUUGCCAUCAGAAAAGGGUUAUUGGGAAGCACCUCGCAAGAAGAAGAGUUUGCUCCAGAACAGGGCUUGGAUAUCAACUAUGCUACCUUACUGCUUUUUUAGUCUUCAUGACACAGCAUAUAGUGAGAUACUUUCCUUAUGGGCUGUGAGCGAUCGGAAGUAUGGCGGCCUUAGCUUCUCAACUGAAGAUAUUGGUCAGGUUCUUGCUAUGGCAGGUGCUAGUCUUCUAGUAUACCAGCUUAUCAUUUAUCGCUGGGUUCAUAAAACUCUUGGAACAGUCAACUCAGCACGUAUUGCUUCUGCUGUGUCUAUACUUGUUCUUGCGACUUAUCCCUUUAUGACAUACCUAUCUGGAGUGAAACUUUCCUUUGCUCUUCAUUCUGCAGCCAUGAUGAGAAGUGCUCUUUCAAUCACUGUCAACACAGGAAUUUCCCUUCUACAGAACAAUGCUGUGUGCCAAGAACAAAGAGGCACCGCAAAUGGUAUAGCGACAACUGCAAUGUCAUUCUUCAAGUCAAUUGCUCCAGUAGGUGCAGGGGCCCUAUUCUCAUGGGCACAAAAACGUCAAGAUGUUGCUUUCCUGCCAGGUGAUCAGGUGGUUUUCAUGGUGCUGAAUCUGGUGCAGCUCCUUGGGCUGAUAUCCAUCUUUGAGCCCUUUCUGGUGUUACCUGCAUUACCGGAGUAGUCGUGUUAAAGGCUGGAAGACAUUAUUAUGAAAACGAAUGUUGUACCUUGGGACAUAUCUACAGUUGAUCAAAUAUAAGAAAGACAAAAAAGGAAUAUUAUUGUAGCCAGUUGUACACUACUGAAGACGUCUAAUUAGUCCAAAAAAUAAUAAAUGUCUGUCUAGUUAGCAAACUUGAUCCGGUUGUCCUAUCACUGAGACGCAACACGCAUUUUCCUAAUCAGUCUUGGAAGAAUCCAAGAGUCCUGAGCUUCUCCUUAUACAAUUCUGUUCUGAAGCAGCCAUCUUCAGGUUGCCCGAUUUGAAACUGUACAUUGGAAAAAAGUUCAGACAAUCGAUUUGCUCUUCAUUCUAGCAACCUUCAGGAA
Molecule: messenger RNA, 1998 nt
Organism: Sorghum bicolor (sorghum)
Lineage: Eukaryota; Viridiplantae; Streptophyta; Magnoliopsida; Poales; Poaceae
Product: probable peptide/nitrate transporter At3g43790
Exons: 17
Coding region: 188-1630 (480 amino acids)
Biological process (GO): transmembrane transport
Molecular function (GO): transmembrane transporter activity
Source: RefSeq, a predicted model, not a curated record